Colletotrichum siamense is the source of this 1524-nucleotide messenger RNA. RefSeq names its product Dual specificity tyrosine-phosphorylation-regulated kinase 2 (gene Dyrk2). The coding region runs from base 1 to 1524 and encodes 507 amino acids. The transcript is spliced from 2 exons. Gene Ontology annotation, biological process: protein phosphorylation. NCBI's taxonomy places the organism in Eukaryota, Fungi, Ascomycota, Sordariomycetes, Glomerellales, Glomerellaceae. The record is from RefSeq and is a predicted model, not a curated record. Gene Ontology annotation, molecular function: ATP binding; protein kinase activity.
AUGGGCUACAUACAUUCCGUGAUGGCUAAGCUUCCACCAGGCCGAUAUGCCGCAGAUGCCCAGCGUAUCCUUUUAAACCAUGUCUCUUCCGAGCGGGAUAUGAUGGUGUCCCUGUUGGCAGCUCGCGAGCCAUACUCUCAAGAGGAUCUAAAUAUGAUGCGAAUCCUUCUAUACAACGAUGAUGAGCCCGAUGAAAGCUACUGGUUUUACCAAGAAGGCUUCCUCCAUCCGGUUCAACUGGGAGAUCAGCUUUCUCAUGGCAGGUACACCAUCAUCAACAAACUAGGGAACGGAUCGUUCUCGACCGUAUGGCUUGCGCACGACGAAAUCCUGGGUCGAAAGGUUGCUAUUAAGAUCGCGUGUGCAGAGACCGAACGCGAACCUGAUGACUUUCCUUCCGAUGAGCAGGCAAUCCUUCAACGACUGCGAGGCGACCCUUCGCCACACCCUGGAGCAGAGGUCAUUCACCCCUGCUUGGACACUUUCAAGAUAGAAGACUUACACAGCGGAAAUCUGCUGCUAGCGUUACCAGAUGAAGAGCUAUCGAAGCGCAGUGUUCGAGACCUCUACACCAGCUUCGGCUUGCCGCAACAGUAUCCAAUAGACAUUUGCAAGAAGGUCAGCGACUUUGACGAAUCCAUCCCAGAAAAUGCGCCACCUUACCUGGUGGGUAAGAUGUACUUCAACGACAAACAUGCCCACAAAUUGCGUCUUUAUGAUGCAAAGCUCCGGAUUAGUGACUUCGGGGAAUCAUGGAGACCCGCUGAGCAUGAUAGAUAUGAACUCGAUAUACCAGAGCAAUCUCGCGCUCCUGAGGCAUUGGUUGCGGAGAAGCUUCGCAUGCCUAUUGGGUUUCCUGCAGAUGUGUGGGCUUUGGGCUGCAUUAUCGUCGAGCUCUAUGCGCGUUACAGCGUCUUCCAAACCUAUUUUCCUGGGUUCGAAGAGGUUUGGGCCGAAAUGGUCCAUGUUCUUGGCAAGCCUCCACAGACAUGGUUGGAUGCGUCGAAGGCGGAUAUCGACUCCGGUAACAAUGAUAACGGCUCGAACCCCGACAACGAGACGCCUCGGAACAGAGACCCUACCAAUCUUUCAGACCACAUUGUGCAGCUCAUAGACAAAGAUAGAUCAGAGAAGCUGGUUGGAAUUUGGGAAGAUGGGGAUGAAGAUGAGAAAGUCCCACCUGGAGAGUUGCGAGAUCUGCUAUUGAUGCUGGAGCAGAUUUUCUGCUGGCUUCCAGAGGACAGAAUCAAAGCAGAAGAUCUCAUGAAGGGAGAUUGGAUGGAAAAUUGGGGGCUCCCGGCGAUUGAGGAGAUGGACAAAGCCUACGAAGAAAAGUCGCAAGUCACGAAGCAGACUUCCGCCAGUUCGGGCUCCGGUUCAGAAAGCAACACCAUGCACCAUGGCAAGACGAAUCGCCCAGUAAACGAGACCAGGCAUGGAGCCAUUCGAGGACUUUUCAAGACAGCUAGAUGGGGGCUGGGAACGGGCGUUUGGUUGUGGCUUGAGCGAGCGCUUGGGAUUUGA